Pelodiscus sinensis (Chinese soft-shelled turtle) is the source of this 2132-nucleotide messenger RNA. Lineage: Eukaryota; Metazoa; Chordata; Testudines; Trionychidae. The record is from RefSeq and is a predicted model, not a curated record.
AUGAUGAGCUUUCGUUAAGGAAAUGGAGACAUUGUCGCUUUAAGGAAUGUUGUACAGUGGAAUUCCGAGAUCCAUUGCAAGAACAAUUGAAGGACCGACUUUACUUGCUGAAGGAGUAGCCUGGGAAACCCAAGGAAGAGCAAGUAUUGUUGUAAUAGGCGCAUUUAGAAAUCAGUGCAUAUGUUGGGUUUGAUUCCUUACUGCCGUGGGCAGAAUCAGUGCUUCCAGAUCAGAGGGGGAGCUUUUCCAAGUCCCCGUGAACAGAUGUAAAUGACAAGGGGCCAAGAUGAUGAUAAACUAAGGCCUCAUCUACGUGCUUGCCAGGCCGAAAGCAUGGGAAUUGUAUCUGUUUCAGCUGCAGGGUCCUUUACCCCUCACUGUGUUUGGACCGCUUACUGGCCAAAACGCCAGCAAAUUUCAGUGAGGGAUCUGCCCUAGGCUUCAGGGUCAGCUCCACUGAUAUUAAAGAGAUGCAGCAUUUUAGCAACUAGAACAGAGCUGAAGAAACCUGAUCCCAACCUGAAAAAGCUGGAAAGCAUUUGUGGAUUGCGAGUGUCCUUUCGCUCCCUCCUGCUCCUCGUAUGCUCCGGGUCACCUCGUCGACAUGUUCGCCAGCGUCGCAGCUCACGCUUCAUGGCUUGCUAGCCUCCGUGCCUAGGCCUCAUAGCUUCCAUUUACAAUUUGUUGUUGCUGCCGCCGCCGGGUAAGCGUGCUUGCUGCUUACCCCCCGCUCACUGUAUUGCCAGCCGGCUCUGCAGACUCUGCUGUACUGCUGCAGCUGAUGGGCUGGAGUGAGAGAAGAUCGCUCCUAGGGGAGCAACAAAACCAAAGUGGGAUUCUAGCUCUUUAAAUCACUUUAAAAAAAGAGCCUUCGGACUCUUUUAAUUACAGCUUGUGCUAUCUUCUGUCUCUCCAAGUAGCUGCAGUUGCUCUAGCUUCUUCAAACCAGUUUGCGUCCCUGGCCCCACAACAUGGAUUUUGGAAGCUGUUCACCUGAGAGCAACUGGAAGAGAGGCACGUUGCUGGCGUUGACGUCCGCCUGACGUGGUCACCCAUCUUCCGGACCCCUCUGUCUCAUCUGCUGGAUGGGGCUGGUUAGAGAACAUGGGGAGAAGCAGACAAAGUGCGAAGAUGAUCAAGCGGGAGAGUCUCCCAGAGGAACGGAGAAGAUCUCAGAGCCUCUGCAGAGAAGCAGGCAAUCGGCAGUCUCUGUCUGGGAGAAGAUGCCAUUCCACCAUGUAACGGCUGGCUUGUUGUACAAGGGGAACUACCUGAAUCGAUCGCUCUCCGCUGGCAGUGACAGUGAACAGCUAGCCAAUAUCUCUGUGGAGGAAUUGGACGAAAUCCGUGAAGCCUUUCGGGUGCUGGACAGGGAUGGGAAUGGCUUUAUCUCGAAGCAGGAGCUGGGAAUGGCUAUGCGUUCUUUGGGAUACAUGCCUAGUGAGGUGGAAUUGGCAAUUAUCAUGCAGCGCCUGGAUAUGGAUGGUGAUGGCCAGGUUGACUUUGAUGAGUUUAUGACCAUUCUUGGACCUAAACUGGUAUCUUCAGAAGGGAGAGAUGGUUUUCUUGGAAAUACAAUAGACAGCAUAUUCUGGCAGUUUGACAUGCAAAGGAUAACGCUGGAAGAGCUCAAACAUAUUCUGUAUCAUGCAUUUCGGGACCAUUUAACAAUGAAGGACAUUGAAAACAUCAUCAUCACUGAAGAGGAGAGUUUAAAUGAAAACUCUGGCAACUGCCAAACAGAGUUUGAAGUUCACUCCCAGAAACAGAACAGACAGACCUGUGUACGGAAGAGCCUUAUAUGUGCAUUUGCCAUGGCCUUUAUUAUAAGCGUCAUGUUGAUUGCAGCCAAUCAGAUCCUCCGGAGCGGCAUGGAAUAGCCUUUCACCAUAACACUGUGAACCAAACUAACCAUGCAUGCGCAUGCCAACGGGUGAACUUUUUCCUCAGUCAACUUUGAAAAGGGAAAUAAAGAGGCAGGCUGAUAUAGAACCAGUCGACAUGGAACCCGAGGCCAGCAGUGUAAUAUGUCUUGUGAAUCAACUACAUCCUCUUGGCAGGGACAUAAAAGGGCUGUCUUAAUGCUUUAAUGGUUUUGUUUUCUAAUGCAAUAAAAAUACAGGAGUCCUGAA